Rotaria sordida is the source of this 309-nucleotide messenger RNA. NCBI's taxonomy places the organism in Eukaryota, Metazoa, Rotifera, Eurotatoria, Philodinida, Philodinidae. The record is from the annotation of a GenBank genome assembly.
AUGCAACUUAUACAUUAUCUAAGAAGCAAAAUAAUUGGUUUAAAAACUAAUCUAAUGUCUUCAACACAAUUAUUUAUAUUAUUAAUAUUAUUAAAUAUUGUAUGUGGAAUAUAUAAUCCAUCCAAUUUCAAGAAAAAAUUUAAUCAAUCGCCAGCAUCUUAUAUAUCAGAAAAUAAUAAUCGAUAUGUUUGGUUUACGCGAAGUAUCGAUAGUAAAAUUAAAGAUGAAGCAAAUGAGAAAGAAGAAAUUUGUAAGAAAAAUUCAAAUCAAUUUUUUUCUCGUAAAAAAUUCAAUGUAUUUCCAACAUAA